UUUGCAACUCUAUGGUUAUCGGCUUCGAAUGAGUCAUCGCCGUGUCAUCUCUGUGCGCAGGCGCAGUGCGACAGAGGGGUGCAUGUGUGAAGCCAAAAUUGCAGGGAGGCGACAGAGUCGCCGGAGAGUAAGUGGCAGCUGCGGGGACGGAAGAAGGAGGUUGAUCAGCCAUGCCUAAGGGAGGAAAGCAGCACCAGCACCAGGAAGAAUGGAUCGGGGACGAGGAAGAGAAGGGCGUCUCCAGGGAGGGGGCUGGAGACAAAGUGGUGAAGAAGGGGAAGAAGGAUAAAAAGACCAAAAAAUCGUUCUUUGAAGAGUUGGCUGUGGAAGAGAAACACACCAGUGAGGAGCAAGUGGCUGAGAAGGAAAAGGAACAACAGCAACAGCAAAAAAAGAAAAGAGACAAAAAAAAGGACCGAAAGAAAAAAGAGGUGGAUGAAGAUGAGGAGGAGAGCCAGCUGAUCGAAAGGCUCAAGAAGCUGUCGGCACAAGCCAGCGAUGAGGAAGAUGAAGUGGCUUUCCCCAUUGUCAAAGCUGGUAAGACGAAGAAGGGAGGAAACUUGUUUGCUGCCUUGAGUCAGGAGCAGAGUGAGGAAGAGGAAGAGCCGCCAAAGCUUGACAAGAAUAAGAUCAACAAGGCUUCUGAUAGUGAAGAGGAGAAACAGCCAAACAAGAAGGGGCCAAAGGGCAAACAGACGCAGCAAGAAGAAGAGGAGGACGACGUAAAGAGGAAGAGUAGCAAAAAUGAGAAGAACAAAGGAAAACAGCAGGGGGGAGGCUCCGCCUUUGCCAUAUUGGCUCAAAGUGAUGAGGAGGAGGAAGAAGAGGAAGAGAGUGCAGAAGCCAAGAAGCCCAAGGGCAAAGCAAAGGCGGUGAAAAAAGAGACUGUUCAACCUGAUGAAGCUGGGAAGAAGGCCAAAGGGAAAAAGAAUCUGCCUUCCAAGAAUGUGUUCGCUGCUCUGGAAGCAGAGGAGAUGAAUGAAGAAGAGGAUGACAGUUGUGGAUAUGAAGAUGAGGAAGAGGGGUCUGCAGAGGGCAAAGAGAAGUCUAAACAGAGCAGCAAGGCACAUUCAGAAGAGGAGGAUGAGGAAGAAGAGGAGAAGAAAGAAGACGAUCCCUUUGCGCACCUCAGCAAAAAGGAAAAGAAGAAACUCAAGAAGCAGCUGGAGUUUGAACGGCAGGUGGCGACUCUGAAAGCAGCCAAUGCGGCAGAGAAUGAUUUCUCGGUGUCACAAGCAGAAAUGUCCUCCCGACAGGCCAUGCUGGAAAACGCCUCAGAUAUCAAGUUGGAGAAAUUUAGCAUCUCGGCUCAUGGCAAAGAGUUAUUUGUUAAUGCCGAUCUGUACAUUGUGGCUGGCCGCCGAUAUGGCCUCGUGGGGCCUAAUGGGAAAGGGAAAACCACCUUGCUGAAACACAUUGCGAACAGGGCUCUGAGCAUCCCUCCUAACAUUGAUGUGCUGCUGUGUGAACAAGGGGAUGUCGUGAGGGCAACUGUUACUCACCAUUUUCCCCCCCUCAGAGCACUGUUCAUGGAGCCCACACUGUUAAUGCUAGACGAGCCCACCAACCAUUUGGACCUGAAUGCCGUCAUCUGGCUUAACAACUACCUCCAGACAUGGAAGAAAACCCUCUUAAUUGUCUCCCAUGACCAGGGUUUCCUAGACGAUGUGUGUACAGACAUUGUCCACCUGGACAUCCAGAAGCUCUUCUACUAUCGGGGGAACUACAUGACCUUCAAGAAGAUGUAUCAGCAGAAACAGAAGGAGAUGCUCAAACAGUACGAGAAGCAAGAGAAGAAACUGAAAGACCUCAAGGCUGGAGGGAAGUCCACCAAGCAGGCAGAAAAACAGACGAAGGAGGCCUUAACCCGCAAGCAGCAGAAAUGCCGCAAGAAGAAUGCCGAUGAAGAGGCCAACGAAGCCCCUGAGCUACUGAAGCGGCCUAAGGAGUACACUGUGAAGUUUACCUUUCCAAACCCACCACCCCUCAGCCCGCCCAUUCUGGGCCUGCACGGCGUGGACUUUGCCUACGACGGACAGAAGCCUCUCUUCAAAAACCUAGACUUUGGGAUUGACCUGGAAUCUCGAAUCUGUAUCGUGGGCCCCAAUGGAGUGGGAAAGAGUACACUGCUGCUUCUACUAACGGGGAAACUGCCACCGACAAGAGGAGAAAUGAGGAAAAACCACAGACUAAAAAUCGGGUUCUUCAACCAGCAAUACGCCGAUCAGCUGAAUAUGCAGGAGACGGCUACGGAGUACCUCCAGCGCAACUUCAACCUGCCCUACCAGGAUGCGCGCAAAUGCCUCGGGCGUUUUGGCCUGGAGAGCCACGCCCACACCAUCCAGAUCUGCAAGCUCUCUGGGGGACAGAAAGCCCGUGUGGUAUUUGCCGAACUGGCUUGCAGGGAGCCAGACGUCCUUGUGUUGGAUGAACCUACGAAUAACCUGGAUAUUGAGUCCAUCGAUGCCUUGGGAGAUGCCAUCAAUGAAUACAAAGGGGCUGUGAUCAUUGUCAGCCACGAUGCCCGCCUUAUCACGGAGACCAACUGCCAGCUGUGGGUGGUGGAGGACCAGACCAUCAACCAAAUAGACGGGGACUUUGAGGAGUACAAGCGGGAAGUCCUGGAAGCCCUGGGCGAGGUCAUCAUCAAUCGGCCUCGGGAGUGAGGCUGGAAGAGGAGGAGGCAGAGACGCCACCGUCCAUCAGAAAUUCCUGCCUCUUCUCAGCUACAAGACUCUCUCGAGUGGAAGGGAGGGGGAGGGGCUGGCCAAAACCAAAUGCUCCUUUUCUCCUCAGCUGCUGUCUUCUCUCGCCAUCCACCAGCAGGGAACACAAAAGUGUCAGGAGGGGGUGGGGGAAUGUGGGUAUGUCUCCGCAUGGCUCAUUCUUAUGAAACACCCGGUAGCAAUUCUACAGGCCACUCCUCCUGCUUAUCUCCCCCCCCCCCCCCACAAACACAUAACACACACACCUUUUUCUGAGGACAGUUCAAGCAGAGCUGUGCAAAUGGAUUUAAAUUAAAAUGUGAAGGAUGCUUUUUGGGCAAA
Messenger RNA from Sphaerodactylus townsendi, 3047 nucleotides. It is a transcript of the gene ABCF1, whose product is annotated as ATP binding cassette subfamily F member 1. NCBI's taxonomy places the organism in Eukaryota, Metazoa, Chordata, Lepidosauria, Squamata, Sphaerodactylidae. Gene Ontology annotation, molecular function: ATP binding; ATP hydrolysis activity. The record is from RefSeq and is a predicted model, not a curated record. The transcript has 26 exons. Bases 171 to 2666 code for a protein of 831 amino acids.